AAAUUCCAGUGUGGAAGUUGGCAUAAGUAGCCCUGAAAAAAUGCAAUUUGUACAGAAGAUGUUUAAAUGCCACCCUGAGGAGGUGAUGUCCAUUAGAACCACUAACAGGGAGUACUUUCUCAUUGGCCAUGACAGGGAGAAGAUUAAAGACUGGGUCUCCUUCAUGUCAUCAUCUUGCCGGGAUAUAAAAGCAGCACGUCAGAUCACAGAGGAGAGUCUCUCACUGGGUGAUAAACGGCGCACUUCAGACCCCAGCCCUUUCCUCGUUCCUUCCGGUAUACCAAAGGCCGUUAGCUCCACCUCAUCAAGAACCAGUCUUCCAAACAUGCAUUUCAUGGAAAAAAGUUCUCCAGGAUUCAGGCAAUCUUAUCUCCCACAAGAUUUCUCUUCAGAGACCACUCAGGAUAAAGAAGACGAGAAUUAUUAUAUCAGCCCCCGGAGUAUUCUUUUAGAGUUGGGUAAUAUUGAUUCCAAUGAUUCUGGUGAAUCCAUUGAACCUGAUAGUCCAGACAAGGUCUUCAAAAGAACUGAGCUUCCUUAUGUGUCAAUGAAAUCCUUUGUUUUCAAAGAGACACCUGACCAGUCUGCUGAGAGCAAAGAGGAAUCCCAGGCCCUUCCCAAAACCCAAGAUGAGGGGCUUCACCUGCAAGAACAAGGCUCAGAAAAUGACUCGGGUCUUUCACCUGCCAAUUCAGAAGCACAGACCACGAAUGACAAAAAGGGGUCGGCCUCACUAACUGUUGUGCAAUUGUCUAUAUUAAUCAAUAACAUCCCUGAUGAAUGCCAAGUGGAGAAACUGGACGUGUUCCUUUCUCCUUCUGACAUCAUAAAUUACCUUGCUCUCAUAGAAGCUGCAGGACGGAUAUGUGUGGCCCAGUGGGUAGGCCCCCCUCGCCUGGGGUGCUUAUUUUGCCAUGGAGAUCACCUUUUGGCUGUGAAUGAUCUGAGGCCCCAGAGCUUGGAGGAGGUCUCCUUGUUUCUCAGCCGGUCCAUCCAAAAGGAGAAAGUAAAACUCACCAUCGGCCGGAUUCCAAAUUCAAAGAAAUUCCAUGCUAUCACCUGUGUGUGCCCAUUAAAAUACCAGGAUGAUGCACCCUUUCAUCUGGACAACCCUGGACCAGAGAGGGCACCAAAGAGGAGUCCAGCCAUUAGAAGGGGCCAGGAGAAAAGAAGUGGAGAGUAACAUGCCAAGGACCCAUCACAGCUGAGCAAGGAUGGAGACCUCAACCCUGUACCAGGCUCUGCAUCUCACUGCUGUAUGACAUAGGCACACCUCUCUGAAUCUCUGGGCAACUCCAUCCUGACAGUGGGUUCACCAUUCCCUCUCUGGCUCUUGUGUUAGGGAGGUUGAAAGGGUUAAGUGGGAUAUUGACUAUAGAAUAGAGUGAUGUAAGGCCUUAUUAUCUCAGACAUUGUCCCAAACACCACAAACAUAAAUUGGGUAAAUCCCUCAUCUAAAAUGCAUAGUGUGUUCUGUUGAGGUCGUGGUCCACACAAUCCCUUCUUUGUUAGAGAAUCUACAGUUGAAAAUACUCGUUCCAGAAAGACAGAUUCCCAAGAGAGAUGUGAUACCGUAUGGCCCUUCCCAAGCACCUUCUACCCCAUCAUCCCCAUGUCCACAAAGCUGAGACCGAGUGGGCUCUUGAAUUCAGUAUUUAUCUUGUUUUUUCUUAAGGACCCAGUAACUAGAAGUCAAAGCAGUUCGAGUCACAUCCAGCAAAGAUUUGCUUGUUCUACAAGUAAUGAGGGAACUACUUAGCACUUCUAAGUUUGAUAGUUCUUUAAAUGCAUUAACUAAUUGAUCCUGAAAGGCUAAGAGAAUAAAACGUUUUCCUCAUAAAUAGGAAAAAUAAGGUAGAGAGCUAAAGCACUAAUUAUAUCAGGGAAUGUAAGAGCAAAAGCAGGAAAUCAUAUUUUAACAUGUCCUCAUUUUUCACGGGAAGAAAUUAAGGCCUUGAAAAAUGGAUGAUAAGGCUUACUUUGUGGCUCCAACUUUCAUAGCUAUUUUGUGGCAGAACCAAGAAUCUGAAACCAACUCUGAGAAACAGAU
Loxodonta africana (African savanna elephant) is the source of this 2050-nucleotide messenger RNA. It is a transcript of the gene PLEKHS1, whose product is annotated as pleckstrin homology domain containing S1. The record is from RefSeq and is a predicted model, not a curated record. The transcript is spliced from 9 exons. NCBI's taxonomy places the organism in Eukaryota, Metazoa, Chordata, Mammalia, Proboscidea, Elephantidae. Bases 41 to 1183 code for a protein of 380 amino acids.